UUAAUUACUAUGGGUAUUUAAAUUAAUUUGGACUCGAUCAAUUGAAAUUAAUAUCUCUAGAUUCUAUGAUUUUUUUUAUGAUUGAUCCCAGUAUUUGAGCAUUCCAUGUCUCCAGUGCUAUUUCUCGCACCAAAAGUUUUGCAAUGAAGUUGAUUCUGAUAUGUUUCUUGAACAUCAGGAAAUUCCUUUUUCUUUUUUUGGUCCAUUGUGCUCUACUGUUAAUUUCAAACCAAUUCUACUAUCUGUAUCCUAAUUCAAGUGCCAAACAUAAACCACAUAAACACAAUAGAUUGUUGCUACUUGUCAAUUCUAAUUUAUAUGUACACAUGCAAUUUAUAUCAACAGAUUCUUGAGAUCACUUCAAAAACUUAUAUCUGCUCAACGUCACUGUAAAGCUCCAUUAUAAGUAGCUUGUGGUUCCUUCUUGUCAGCCAUGCAAUGGACCCUCCUGUUUUAUGGAGCUUUAUCAUGAGCUACAUGCACUAGAUAGAUAUGAACAAGAUUGCAGAAGGAAGCUUCAAGAAGAGGAGUUGAUUCCUGCAUCUAAACAGGACUUCUCUGAAUAGCGAACUCAAGCAUCAAAAGAAGCUAGUGAGGAGUUUAAAAAAGAAAUCUCUUUGGUCCAGAACCUUAGAGGAGGUUGUGGAAAAGCUUGUUGAUAUCGUAGCAUUUUUUAAUAAGAAGAUUUGGGAAUCAUUUAAAGCUCCCGGUAUGUAGUAGAAAUGUUGACGUUGGUAACUUUUUCAAACUUAAUAAUGUAUUAAUUUUGAAAUCAUCAAAUCAAAUUUAUUAUUACUUCCUUCCAGCAGUACGUGAGAUGCAUAUUAUGAUCUUUUUGGUGAUCAUAUGUAUUAUUCACAUUUCUUAUAUCUGAAAUAAUUGCUUUUCUUAUCUUUUUGGAAUUGAAUAUUCUCAGUGAGUUUGUGUAGUUAAUAUGGAGCUAACAAAAAUAAAAAGUUAUGUUGCUGCCAGAAGUGUCAUUGAACUCAAAAUGAUUGUUGUUUGUCUUCAUUAUGAUUGUCUUGAAUUUAAGAAUAUUUUAGGUAUGGGCAAACUAAUAAGACAAGUUGUUUCCAUACGUGUUAUUUGCAUUUAGGAAUUGGGUAGAUAAAGGAUUACUUUUGAUACCUAGUAUGACUUUCACAUAUGAUUAUUAUUUUUGCAAUAAAAUGUUGUUUUUAUGAAUUAGUUAUUGACAAUUAAUGACUUUGGUUUGAUCCUUCAACAGGUAAACAACUAUCAAAUCAACUCUCGUUAUAGUAAUUUGUGCAACAUUUUUUUAAUCCUCAUUGCACAUCGAUUAGGAUUCUUGUUUUCCAGAAAUGCAAGUAAUCAUUUACAAUAAAGUAUGUUAUAAUAAAUGUUGAUUGCUUCUAAUAUACAAGAUUGCAGUUCUCACUCAUGAAACUGGUGCUCUGGAACUUAAUUUUUCUUAAUAGAAGAUAACGACUCUUGAAAUUUUUCAUAUUUCUUUUUUGGUUUUGUAUGUUUGUGUCAACUACAUAAUUAUUAUUGAGGUAAUUCGGAUGAAGUUUCACUUGCACCCUAAUAAAAGUGACUUACUAUUAAUUGAUAUUGGCCCACUUCUGGACCACUUCUCUGUGUGGUUUUAUUAUGUUCAAUACUAAGCAAUUUAUCCAUGAGGAUCAUGGAUUUUUGUUUUUAUUAUUUUUUGCAUCCAACUAAGAUUUUGAAUACUUAUUACCAGGCAACAUGGGGCUGCAUAUACUUAACGACUUCAGGGCAUCUAUUCACAUUUUCAUUAUUGGAUUGCACUUUAUUUGCAUACCUUUUAUCUUUUGUUGGUCUUGCACCAUGCGGUCAUUUCAAAAUAUUGUAAUUUCAAUAUCCUGUAUCUGCACGACUGCACAUGUUGCUGUGACUGUCUAAUGUUUAACUUUGAUGAUUUAUUGGCUAUGCUUGUAUGAACACUCGUCAUUUGUGCAACAAACUUGGGGACUUCAUACUAUGUUGUCUUACUAAGCAUUUUAUAAAUCAUCAUCACUCUAACAGGGAUGGUAAAAUUCUGUUGUUUUCUUCUUAGCAGCUGCAAUUUCUGUAAUCUCUCAAGCUGGCUUGUAGUUCUGAUGGGCUGUAAAUUUAGCUACAUCUCUAGGUACCAACUGAUAACAAAAAAUAGAUAGUGGUGCAGUUAAGUAUGGUCCUUGGCGAGACUUAAAAUGAGUCAGUAUGUACUGUCAUAAAAAUGAAAACCAGACUAGAGAGCAAUGCCAUGUAUGCUAAUCAUUCAAGUGGCGUUAAGCAUAGCUUCAAAGAUAUUCUUCCUCUAUACCAUGAAAUUUGUUUUCCUUUCUAUCUCAAUGUAUUAUAUUCUAAUGUUCCAUGUCAAUAAACUAAUGUUCCAUGUCAAUAAACCAUAAGUAUCAACUGCUCAAAGUUCUGCCACUGUAUGUUAGUGUUGGGCAUAAUUUGCUAAUUAUAGUCAUGAUUUUAUCACCAUUGGUGUGUGUUGAGACUUCUGGUACUGUGAUGUGAAACCUUUCUGAGUUAAUUUCAGGUAGCAACUUGCUCAACCAUAAAGAAGCUCUGAAUGGAAGCUUAGGUUCUUAUGGUCUAGCAUUGCAUUAUGCUAACAUCAUUAACCACAUUGACAACAUAGUAUCCCGACCACUUUCACUUCCACCAACUACAAGAGACAGCUUGUAUCAGGGAUUGCCAAUCCGAGUGAAGGCAACUCUACGUGCCCGAAUUCUGUCUUCUGAUGCCAAAGAAGAGUACACUGUUCCUCAUGUAAAAGCUGAAAUGCAGAAGAUCUUACGGUGGCUCACUCCAAUUGCACAAAACACAAUUAGAGCACAUCAAGGAUUUGGAUGGGUAGGAGAAUGGGCAAACAUGUGUAUUGAGAUUAACCAAAAACAGGACAUGCAAGACUGUAUUAUCCGCAUCCAAACACUUCAUUAUGCAAAUAAAGAGAAGACCGAGGACUACAUAUUAGAAUUGGUGGUAUGGCUCCAUCAUCUAAUUACUCAGGUGAAAAGCAGGGGAUUUAGGUUGAAGUCAGUUGAUACCGUCCAAAGUCAAUCGCAAACAAUGGCAUUUCGAGAGACUGCACAAGAUCUAUCUCAGGAGUACAAGGGUCAAGUUGACAAUCUCAAUUUUUUAUCAGAAGAAAUGAAAUUGUUGGAGCAAGUGAGCUUAGCGAAUAUCAGAUUAGGGAGAAGCAAAAGUUUGAACUGCAGGAGCAAAAUCAACGUGAGACACAGGAGUUUAACCAGAAGCUGUGGAAAUUCUCCAGAUAAGGAGUUCAGCACAGCAUUAGACUGGCGGUCGGAGAGGUCGAAAUUCUUGGAUGUGAUGGAUGGACUCGACGCACUUGGUAUUGCACAUGUAUGAAACAGAGCAACGAGAAGAGCCGUCCAUUAGGUUAGCCUCCGUUUACAAGGGCAAUUCCAGCAGGAGAAUGAUUUUGAUUUCGUUCAACCUACUGAAUGAGAAUAACGUGGUGAUAAUGGUAACGGAAUAUGAUCACUUGAUUGGUAGCGCUCAUUAUUGUAGUUGCAGAGCUAUCAGCUUGGAUUCCCAACUCAGCAACGAGCGGACAUGGCAGUUUAUUCCCUCCGUGUCCUCCAUUCCAUUUCCAUUACAUAUCACGCGAAUCAGAAUAAAACGGAGCCGUCCAUUGCGUUUCCAUCUCUUACUGCCAAGAAGGAUUCCUGUUCUAGAAAUUAAAAGCAUUCCACUAACGGGUGGGAUUGAAUGAUGAGAUGCUGUCAAAUUGAUAGAAAGAAAAAAAAAAGAUUAAAAAAAAGAGUUGGUAGCGAGGUGCGUGGAGUAGAUACAGCAUGAAGCCAGAGAUUGGACAAUUGUUCCUUCUUUUUCUCUUCUGCGUCGUUACUGCUGCUUCCGGAACUGGUGGAGAUUACGGCGUUCUGAUGACACUGAAGUCCAAGUUGUUGGGGCCCGGAGGCUCCGGCCUUAGCGACUGGGGCGCCGCCCAAUCCACUGAGCACUGCUCCUUCUCCGGCAUCACCUGCGACGGCGACUCUCGAGUGGUCGCCGUCUGCAUCACCUCCGUCCAGCUCAACGGCACUCUCCCGCCGGAGGUUGGCCUCCUCCGCCGCCUCGUCAACCUCACUCUCUCCAACGCCGGCGUCGUCGGCCCGCUUCCCCUGGAACUGACCUCCCUUCCCUCCCUCCGCUUCCUCAAUAUCUCCAACAACAACUUCUCCGGCGAGUUCCCCCACUGCGGCCCGGAGGGCUUUCCGGCCCUCGAGGUCCUGGAUAUCUACAAUAACAAUCUGACCGGCUUCCUCCCUCUGGGCCUAGCCACAGCGCCGCGGCUCCGGUACCUCCACCUCGGCGGCAACUUCUUUUACGGGAAAAUUCCGGAGGCGUACUCCGAGAUCAAGAACCUCGAGUACCUCGGACUCAACGGUAACAGCCUCACCGGCCGUGUGCCCGCCAGCCUCAGCCGGCUCUCGAAGCUGAAGGAGAUGUAUAUUGGAUACUUCAAUACGUUCUCCGGUGGGGUGCCGCCGCAGUUUGGGAGGAUGUCGUCGUUGGUCCGGCUCGACAUGGGAGGGUGCAACCUCACCGGCACCAUUCCGGCGAGUCUAGGACAAUUGAAGAAUCUCGAUACCCUGUUCCUCCAGAUCAACAAUCUGACCGGCACCAUCCCCCCGGAACUCGGUGGACUCGCUCAUCUGAAAUCGCUCGACCUCUCCAUCAACGAGCUCACCGGCGAGAUACCUCAGAGCUUCGCGGAGCUGAAGGAGCUCACGCUGCUGAGCCUCUUCCGCAACCAUAUACAAGGUCCCAUCCCGUCGUACAUUGGAGAGCUUCCCAAUCUCGAAGUGCUCCAACUGUGGGACAACAACUUCACCAUGUGCCUCCCGGAGUCGCUUGGACGGAACGGCCGGUUCUUGAAGCUGGACGUGGCCUGGAACCGAAUCACGGGGACGAUUCCACCGGAUCUCUGCGCCAGCGGCCGGCUCGAUACGCUGGUUAUCAUGGGCAAUGGCCUGUACGGAGAGAUUCCGGCCAAGCUCGGCAAUUGCAAUUCGCUGACUCGGGUUCGACUCGCGAAGAACUACUUGAACGGGAUGAUCCCUGCUGGUUUCUUCAAUUUGCCCUCCAACACCAUGCUCGAGCUCAACGAUAACUAUCUGUCCGGCGAACUGCCGACGGUGAUGGCAGGCGACGUGCUUUCCAAACUCGACCUGUCGAACAAUCUCAUAUCAGGCCCCAUCCCGUCGGCGAUCGGCAAGCUUUCCGCCUUACAAACUCUUUCGCUCGAUUCGAAUCGGUUCUCCGGCGCAAUUCCGCCGGAGGUCGGGCAGCUAAAGAACCUGUCGAAGUUGGAUUUGAGCGGAAACGGCCUCAACGGUGAGAUUCCCAAGGAUCUCACACGCUGUUUGUCACUCGUCACCGUGGACCUCAGCCGGAAUCAGUUAACUGGAAGCAUUCCGAAGGAGGUCGUGGCGCUCCAAAAUCUCAACACUUUAAACCUCUCCCGAAAUAAUAUCUCAGGUGGAAUCCCGACGGAGAUUCAACGUAUGCGGAGCCUCACCGCGUUCGACGUAUCCUACAACCGCGUCUCCGGGCUGGUACCAGCGCAGGGCCAAUUCCUAGUCUUCAACGAGAGCGGAUUCGUGGGGAACCCGGAGCUCUGCGGACCACGGCUCCAGUUGCCUUGCGUAGCGGCGGACGGAGGCGGUACGGUUGACCGGCAGCGGCGCAGUCUGAAUGACGCGAAGCGGGUGCUGCCAUUGGCGGGGCUCGCAGCGGUCGCCAGCGUGCCCCUGCUCGCGGCGGCGGUGAAGGGCUGGAGGUGGUGGAGGGAAAGGAAGGGCCGGAAGAAGACUUGGAAGAUGACCACGUUUCAAAAGCUGAACUUCACGGUGGAGGACGUGAUGGAGUGCCUGAAGGAGGACAACGUGAUUGGGAAGGGCGGCGCCGGGAUCGUGUACAGGGGCAGCAUGGCCAGCAGGGAGGAGGUGGCGAUCAAGCGCCUCGUAGGCCGUGGCGGGGGGUCGGAACACGACAGGGGGUUCACCGCCGAGGUGGCGACGCUGGGAAGGAUCCGCCACCGCAACAUCGUGCGCUUGUUGGGCUUCGUCUCCAACAGGGAGACCAAUCUCCUGCUCUACGAGUACAUGCCCCACGGGAGCUUGGGGGAGAUGUUGCACAGCAGCAAGGGAGCGCACCUUGGGUGGCAGGCGCGGUGGCGCAUCGCGGCGGAAGCCGCCAAGGGGCUCUGCUACCUCCACCAUGAUUGCUCUCCGCUCAUCCUCCACCGCGACGUCAAGUCCAACAACAUUCUCCUCGACUCCAACUUCGAGGCGCACGUCGCCGACUUUGGCCUCGCCAAGUUCCUCCAUGACACCGGCGCCUCGGAGUGCGUCUCCUCCAUCGCCGGCUCCUACGGCUACAUCGCCCCCGAAUACGCAUACACACUUCGAGUGGACGAAAAGAGCGACGUGUAUAGCUUCGGCGUGGUGUUGCUCGAGCUGAUCACCGGGCAACGGCCAGUGGGCGGGUUCGGCGACGGCGUCGACAUUGUGCGAUGGGUCCGGAAGACGAUAUCGGAAGCGAAUGCGGAGAGUGAUGCAGCAGCCGUUAUGUCGAUUGUGGACGGCAGGCUGACACCGAGUCCGGAGACGUUGAUCACUAACCUGUUCAAGGUGGCAAUGCUCUGCGUGGAGGAGCAGAGCACCGACCGGCCGACGAUGAGGGAGGUGGUCCACAUGCUCUCUAAUCCCAAUUCCGCCGCCCGCUGAUGAUCUCCUCCUCCAUGGCUUAUCAUGCUCGUUCCUGAUGAUGAUGUACAUAUUCACUUCUUUUGGUUGAUUUAUGCCCUGCAAUAUUAGAAUUACUGAAUCAUAUGUUUGAAGCAUAUAGUAAUAAUAAUUUUGUAGUUGUAAUACAAUAAUAUGUGAGUGAAUGGAGGAUGAAUUCAA
Messenger RNA from Zingiber officinale, 6920 nucleotides. RefSeq names its product leucine-rich repeat receptor-like kinase protein FLORAL ORGAN NUMBER1. The record is from RefSeq and is a predicted model, not a curated record. Bases 3804 to 6740 code for a protein of 978 amino acids. Gene Ontology annotation, molecular function: protein binding; protein kinase activity; ATP binding. NCBI's taxonomy places the organism in Eukaryota, Viridiplantae, Streptophyta, Magnoliopsida, Zingiberales, Zingiberaceae. The transcript is spliced from 12 exons. Gene Ontology annotation, biological process: protein phosphorylation.